This is a messenger RNA of Lactuca sativa (garden lettuce), 1152 nucleotides long. RefSeq names its product disease resistance protein RUN1. Gene Ontology annotation, biological process: defense response. The record is from RefSeq and is a predicted model, not a curated record. Gene Ontology annotation, molecular function: ADP binding. NCBI's taxonomy places the organism in Eukaryota, Viridiplantae, Streptophyta, Magnoliopsida, Asterales, Asteraceae.
AUGUCAAGAGCAACCAGAUUCUCUAUUGUUGAAGAAGCAUUAGCCUAUCCAUCUUACUCAAUGCAUCUGUUCUCAACUCAAAAAAUCGAAAAAGAUACAAUAGAAACUAUUAUGCACGAAAAAAAGGAGAAAAACAAAAUGAGAAGGAUAGCUAAUGAGAUAGCUGUUGGCCAACAUGCUGGAAAAAGAGUGUUUUUACCAAGAAUUCCUCUAUGUCCGUCUGACGAUGAGAUGUUCCCAUUCAAACUUAAGAGAAUGCAGUUUCCAGUUCAGCAUAGUUUCUCUAUGACAAUCAAUAAAGCUCAAGGACAAACAAUUCCAAAUUUUCCACUACAACAACUUAUUGGGAUUGACAAUUCCAUUAAAGUCGUCACUUCGUGGUUGAAAGAUGCAUCAUCAAAUACAAUAGAUAUACUAACGAUUUUGGGUAUGGGUGGGAUCGGUAAGACAUCGUUAGCGAAAUAUGUGUAUGUGCUACAUUUUCAUGAAUUUGACACCAGUAGCUUCAUUGAAGGUAUCAAUAGGAGAUGUGUCGAAAAAUCUAAGGGACCGCUUGAUGUACAAAAAGAACUGUGUGAUGACAUUUCAAAAUCAAGUUCAGUUCAAGUUCAUGAUGAUUCUAUAUACACCUUAAUGAUAGAGCAUGCAAUAGGCCGAAAAAAAGUGAUACUAGUUCUUGAUGAUAUUGGUAGUCUUGAUCAGUUAGAUUCAUUACUUAGAAGCAAAGGAUUUCAUACAGGAAGCAAAAUCAUAAUAACUACAAAAGACGCAUGGUUGACAGAGAGUUAUGCACUUUUCAGAAAGAAGAUUAAACCCAAGCAUGCAAUUGAUCCUAAGGAUGGUUAUGAAGACGUGUCAAAAAAGAUUGUAAAGUAUUGUGAAGGACAUCCAAUGGCAAUUAAAGUUUUGGGUAGGUCUUUACAUAAUCGAGAUGUAAGUUAUUGGGAGGGAGAUGUUACUGUAACAAUAUUAGAGGCAUGUGAUAUAGAGACCAGGUCCGGGAUCACGAAACUUAUUGACAGAUGCCUUCUUAGUAUUGGAUGGAAUAAAGAAUUGAUGAAUAUUGAAUUGAUGAUGCAUCAGUUGGUUCAAGAGAUGGGAAGAUUCAUAGUACGUAAAGAAUCACUUGACAAGCCAUGGGAGCGAAGUUGA